Metopolophium dirhodum (rose-grain aphid) is the source of this 1251-nucleotide messenger RNA. RefSeq lists its product as uncharacterized. The coding region runs from base 1 to 1251 and encodes 416 amino acids. The record is from RefSeq and is a predicted model, not a curated record. The transcript is spliced from 3 exons. Lineage: Eukaryota; Metazoa; Arthropoda; Insecta; Hemiptera; Aphididae.
AUGCCCAGAAAUGCUGUUCAAAUUGUUGUCGAUGGUAUGGAAACAGUAUUUUCAGAAGAUAUUGAAAGUCCAUUAAUCAAUUUUAAAACUGAACAUAAAAGGUUUUCGUAUUUUAAUAAGCAAGGUUCUUUUAUAGAACCAAAAGAAAUGGUUAUAGGUCAAAGACUCAAUAAAGUUGUUAAAAGUGGUAUAUCCAUUCUAGAACCUUCUACCUGUACACAACAAUUUAUACCUCUACGAAAUGUUCUUAAAAAUUUUGUUUCAUUACAAAAUGUGCUUUCUGAAACAUUAGACCAUAUGAAAACUUUAAAAUCAGAUAAUAAAAUUAUUCAAAACUUUAUUCAAGGCACAUAUUGGCAAAGUAGAGCUGUUAGUCAUGGGGAAAGUGUUGUCUUUCCACUUUUUAUUUUUUUUGACGAUUUUGAGAGUGGCAAUGCCCUUGGCAGUCAUUCUGGAAUACAUAAAUUAGGAGGAGUUUACGUUUCAGUACCAUGUCUCCCUUCUUAUCGUUCUACAGUAUUAUCUAAUAUUUUUCUGGCCUUAAUUUUUCAUUCUUCCGACAGAGUUGAAUUUGGAAAUAGGAUUAUUUUUCAGCCACUAAUCGAUGAAUUAAAUUUUUUACAAGAAACUGGUAUUGAAAUAAGUACACCUGAUUAUGAAGGUAAAUUGUAUUUUGAGUUGGGCCUUAUUUUAGGUGACAACCUAGGACUGCAUUCCAUCACAGGUUUUACUGAGAGUUUCUCCUCCAACUUUCCCUGUAGAAUUUGUACUGUCAGAAAAGAACAUAUGUGGGUUCAAUGCUAUGAAGAUAAAAGUUUAUUGAGACAUACUGAGCAGUAUUAUGCUCAAUUAUCACAUAAUGAUGUGUCUGCUACUGGUCUUUUUACGCUACAAGUAUUGAAUAACAGGCUAUUUUGCUUUGACUAUGGACCUGAAAACAAUAAACCGUGUGCACUUACAGAAGAUUAUAUUAAACAAGGAAAUAUUAGACAAUCUGCUUCCGAAAUGUUGACGUUAAUUAUGUACUUUGGUCUACUAGUUGGUGAUUUUGUACCCUCAGAAGAACCAGUUUGGGGUCUAUAUAUUGCUAUGCGGAGAGUUAUAGAUGUUGUUAUAUUAUCAACAUCACUUGAAUUAGACAGUUGUUCAAGGCUUCAGACCUUGGUUGCUGAAAUGAAUGAACUGUAUUUAAACUAUAGUAAAAAACGUUUAAAACCAAAAUUUCAUUUAUUAAAAAAUUUGGACCUGUAA